AUGCCAAGCAAGCGCGAUGUCGAUGAUGAUGCGAAGUUCAAAAGUCCGAACAAAGUCACAUUCAAGUCACGUCUCAAAGCAUCAUUGAAAAGCGUACAAAUCGAAGCUAGUGCACAUUCGCGUGAAAAAUUCCUGUCUGAUCUACGAAAAGCUCGGGAAAUCACCGAUGUGAACGAGACGAACGAUUUCCUAGACAAGAUGCGCUGCCGUCUUGACAAUCCAGACGUAUUAUCUGUGGAUACCGUACAUCAGUUGAUGAUCUCGUAUAGGGACAAUCAAAACUACAAUGGGAUGAUUAGCCUUGUCGAAGACCUCAGUCGUAUUGAAGACUGCACCCUCAUCGAUACCCAAGUCAUACGGUAUCAGUACGCCUUUGCGUUAGCAAGGAGGAACAAAGAAGGUGAUCGAGAACGUUCAUUGGCUACUGUACUCAACAUCAUCGAAUCUACGACUGACAAAGAAGCACUUAGCCCUGACGUCAUUUGUCUUGCAGGCCGAAUCUAUAAGGACAAGUUUAUUGCAAGCAACUAUGAAGAUCGUGAAGCUCUAAACAACGCUGUGUCGUGGUACCGUAAGGCAUUCGAAAUGUCACCUUUAGAGCAUAGUGGCAUCAAUUUGACUACUUUAUUACGUGCCAGUGGCGAACACUUUGAGAGCAAUGCUGAAAUGCAGCAAAUCGCUGUCGUUCUGAAUUCACUUCUUGGAAGAAAAGGUGCCCUACAUCAGUUGACUGACUACUGGGAUGUUGCAACAUAUUUUGAGGUAUCCGUACUCGCCGAGAACUAUCAGAAGGCUUGCGAAGCGGCGUUGAAAAUGGCGAUGCUAAAACCACCAGUUUGGUUCCUGAAAUCCACCAUGGAGAACAUCAAGCUUAUCAAUCGUUGUGCAGCUACUAUUAGUCCGAUCGAAAAGGAAAAGCAGCAAUUUUUGUUCUGGUCGGAAUUCUUCAUGGAAGCGAUCGAUUCUGAAACAGAAGUAACUUGUGCGAGAUUCCCAGUUUUGAUUCAAGAACUCACCAAGCAAUUCACACCUUCCUAUCUCACCUUAAAUGUCACCGAACGAUCGAUGAUCCUUAGCCAUGUGUUGGAAAAUAGUCAACAAAAGAAACCACCACCUGGUAUUCAUCGUUGGCACUUCACCGCAGGGAAUAUCAAAGCUGUAUCAGCAUCAAAACGUGAUGAUCGCUCGAUGUUCCUAUAUGUGCAUGAGAACUCGGACGAUUUCAACCUGGUUUUUCCAUCGGCAGCCCAUUGUAACAAGUUUGUGACAGUUGUCCUUACAAAAAGACGAUUAGAAUACCUGUUGGCAGCUCUUUAA
Molecule: messenger RNA, 1317 nt
Organism: Strongylus vulgaris
Lineage: Eukaryota; Metazoa; Nematoda; Chromadorea; Rhabditida; Strongylidae
Source: the annotation of a GenBank genome assembly